CGCGACAGCGGCGGCGAUGGGCGGGAGGUUGGCGCGUGUAUUCCGGACAUUCAAUGUGGAGAGCCGGGCCCGCCGCGAGAUCAGCAAGGAGAAGCCCACCCCAGCGCCGCGCCACCCCACCAGCCGCUUAGACGAGCUGACCGACCGCCCUGAGAUACAGCAAGAAAUUUCCAGGAAGGACGACAGGCUCCUCACCUUGUUAAAAGAUGUUUAUGUGGAGUCCAGAGACCCCCCGGCACAGGUAAAAGAUGGAGGAGGUGAACAUCUUCCGCGUAAACAGGUGGAAAAGAGAUUGACAAAACUAGGUCACUUGGAAGAGCUAGAUAUUAAGAAAGUUCCCAAAGGCAAAAUUUCUAUUGUGGAGGCUUUGAUGCUUCUUAAUAAUCAUAGACUUCAUCCUCACAUAUGGACUGCAGAGAAAAUAGCAGCAGAAUACAGUCUGGAACUGAAUGAAGUCAACUCUCUUCUGGAAUUCUUCAUUCCUUUUUCCCUUCAAGAGUUUCCUAAAGAAACAAGAAAAGCUAUAAAACCAACAUAAGAAUAUUUACAAAAAACUUGUGUGAUCUUGUUUGUGUCUUAAUUAUACUCCUGAAUAUAUUCAGUGUCUGAAAAGUGCUGGUAAUGUGUUAUUCAGCAAGGUUGCUGUCUUGUACCAAAAAGAUGUAUUCAGGCAAUUCCAUUCAGUAUUUGAUAGCUUCAGUUAAAUCUGGUAAUUACAGGACAGAGUUUGUAAAACAGAUUUUAACAACUGAGUUGUAUGAGAGCCUGUCACAGGAUUCUGAUUGUUGCAUUCACGUUUUUUUCAUUCAGUUAAAAUACUCAAGUUCUAUUUAGAAAUUUAACUUAAACAAACAAACAAAAAAACCCCAAACAGGUUGUCUUUCUUAACAGAGACUUCCUGGCCUCCAGCAAAAUCAGUGCUCUGUGUGUAUUAGCUUUGUAAUUCAUGUUGCAAGGACUUGCUCUCAAGGUGUGUGUAUGUUAAAGCAGCUGUAUUUCUACUGUAUAAAAGUUUAAUACUUAUGCUUUAUAAAGAGCGUUAGCCAUAAGAAGAUGUAGGAUGCUCAGCUGUGUCAAAAUACAAAGGUGAAUAGCAGGAAGGCUUCUUCCUGAUGACUAAUGUGUGACCGCUCUUCUACUCCAUUCUGAUUUUGCUGAAUUAUCUGUAGCUCCCCAGGUUCUCUUCAUCAGUCGCUGAAUUUGUAGAGUAGAAAUCUAGUACGGCAGUCUUUUGCAGCAGCCUGUGGCACUUGCUGUAUGGGAAGUAAUGGUUCACGUAGUAGGUAGCUGUUAAAUGCAACUGUAUCUACUGAUUGGACCCAUUAGUAGAUCUUUUGUGAACGUCUACCUGUGCUGUUGUAAUAAGCCUUUUUCCCCCACGGAGGCCUUCUCUGAUUCAUCCAAGUACAAGCUUAGAUCAGCCUGUUCACUGAUAAACAAGUUUUCCUCAGGCUACCACACUCAAGAUAGACAGCAUCCUUUAGUUUUUAGUAAAGAAAGUUAAACUGAGGAGAUAACUGUAGCAUUGAUACUCUGGGUCUGUGUAGAUAAGGAAGAAGUUUAGUGUUGCUGGCAAGUACUGAUUAAUGAAAACUGGUUCAUGUUCUCCAGCUGACUUAGAAAAGAAAGCAGAGUUUAUGUUUAAAAUUACAGUAUGAUUGGUUUCAUUUAAAAAAUAAUAGUGUUGAAAUGUUUACACUGCAACGUGAAUGUUUCUAAUGCCCAUCAUCAAAAAAAGGUAAAUGUAACUGCCUUUUUAAUGACUUCUUUGUUAGGUCUUAGGAUUCUGAUUAUGGUAAAUAUUUUACCAAGAACAACAUCAGCUUUGCUAUUUCAUAGCAAGAUUCUUACCGCUUCUCUGAGGUGAAACAAAGUGUUUAAUUAUAGUUUGCCACAGUGUAUUCAAGGAUUUUUUUAAAGUAUGUAUCAUUAUAGACUAGUGAAAGAUUGUGUAAAAAUUCUGAUUGGUCUUGGAUGUGGGUAACCUGUAACUUCAUGGGGACAGACCUGAACUGAAAAUAACAAAUAAUAAUUCUGAGCUGUGAGCCACGUUAUAAUUUACUUGUUUUCCACAAAAUACCCUUCUAUGCUGUAACAGAAACACUGUAUUUUUUCAGUACUGUUCAUCCUAGUGUAAUAUUUAAGGUGGAAUUCAGUUGUGGAAUACAUUUGGUACAGAUACUUUAUUUUUGUAGGAUACUCUGUGAUUUCCUCAUUUGUAAAUGGAUCUUCAGUUAUGCAUUGGAGUUAAUUAAAAACUUGCUUUACAAUCAGCAUUA
Molecule: messenger RNA, 2279 nt
Organism: Centrocercus urophasianus (Greater sage-grouse)
Lineage: Eukaryota; Metazoa; Chordata; Aves; Galliformes; Phasianidae
Gene: NDUFAF4
Product: NADH:ubiquinone oxidoreductase complex assembly factor 4
Exons: 3
Coding region: 17-538 (173 amino acids)
Biological process (GO): mitochondrial respiratory chain complex I assembly
Cellular component (GO): mitochondrion
Source: RefSeq, a predicted model, not a curated record